Molecule: messenger RNA, 278 nt
Organism: Racocetra fulgida
Lineage: Eukaryota; Fungi; Glomeromycota; Glomeromycetes; Diversisporales; Gigasporaceae
Source: the annotation of a GenBank genome assembly
AUGAAAUCCAGUGUAAAGACAGACAAUCUCUCUGAACAAAAAAAAACAUUUGAACAAAUUAAUAACAUGUCUAUUAAACGUAACUACGGUAAAGAUGAUAAAUUAAAACAUCUAAAACACACGAAAAAAGUUAAAUUGAUCCAUUCAGAUGAUGAACUGGAUUAUCAUAAUAGCGAUCUUCCAUCAGAAGAAGAAGCGUUAUUUAGUAUAUUAAACCAAAAACACGUGAUAAAACCUAAAACAGAAAUUAUAUUUGGCAUUAUCGUCUCUGAAAAAAU